Molecule: messenger RNA, 2244 nt
Organism: Carassius gibelio (silver crucian carp)
Lineage: Eukaryota; Metazoa; Chordata; Actinopteri; Cypriniformes; Cyprinidae
Product: basic salivary proline-rich protein 2-like
Exons: 2
Coding region: 298-2244 (648 amino acids)
Source: RefSeq, a predicted model, not a curated record
GUGUAUAAGCAGUGCAUCUGCAAAACAACAAGGCAGCCAGCGCCGUCCUCCGCCACCGUGCCGCUACUACAGCCUCCAGCUUUCCUCGGGAACGAUUUUUGAAGGGAACGCCAAGCUGCGUUCACAAAUGCGCAGAGAGGAAGCACACUGCGGUGCAGAACUGGCGUGAUCUGAAUCGAAUCUUAAAAAAAACCCCGUACAUUAAUAACAGACAAACCGUUCCAUUAUCAGCAACAGACGUACAUUACAAUACACGCUUCACGGUGAACACUGCGCGAGUGACAGCGGCGGACCGAGAUGUCUGCACACGUGAACAGGGAGAGCAGUGUUGUGUGUGGUUUGAAGGCGGAGGCAGAAGAGGACAGUAUAGAGAUCAUGGACAAUGAGAGCACGCCACUGAGGAGAUCCAGGGGCCCCGGUCCCCUCAGUGACAGUAUGGUGGAGUAUCAUACAGAGCCCCUGGGGAGAUCCAGUGGCCCCGGUCCCCUCAGUGACAGUAUGGUAGAGUAUCACACAGUGCACCCGAUGAGAUCCAGGGGCCCCGGUCCCCUCAGUGACAGCAUGGUAGAGUAUCACACAGUGCACCCGAUGAGAUCCAGGGGCCCCGGUCCCCUCAGUGACAGCAUGGUAGAGUAUCACACAGUGCACCCGAGGAGAUCCAGGGGCCCCGGUCCCCUCAGUGACAGCAUGGUAGAGUAUCACACAGAGCACCCGAGGAGAUCCAGGGGCCCCGGUCCCCUCAGUGACAGCAUGGUAGAGUAUCACACAGUGCACCCGAUGAGAUCCAGGGGCCCCGGUCCCCUCAGUGACAGCAUGGUAGAGUAUCACACAGAGCACCCGAUGAGAUCCAGGGGCCCCGGUCCCCUCAGUGACAGCAUGGUAGAGUAUCACACAGUGCACCCGAUGAGAUCCAGGGGCCCCGGUCCCCUCAGUGACAGCAUGGUAGAGUAUCACACAGUGCACCCGAUGAGAUCCAGGGGCCCCGGUCCCCUCAGUGACAGCAUGGUAGAGUAUCACACAGUGCACCCGAUGAGAUCCAGGGGCCCCAGUCCCCUCAGUGACAGCAUGGUAGAGUAUCACACAGUGCACCCGAUGAGAUCCAGGGGCCCCGGUCCCCUCAGUGACAGCAUGGUAGAGUAUCACACAGUGCACCCGAUGAGAUCCAGGGGCCCCGGUCCCCUCAGUGACAGCAUGGUAGAGUAUCACACAGAGCACCCGAUGAGAUCCAGGGGCCCCGGUCCCCUCAGUGACAGCAUGGUAGAGUAUCACACAGAGCACCCGAUGAGAUCCAGGGGCCCCGGUCCCCUCAGUGACAGCAUGGUAGAGUAUCACACAGAGCACCCGAUGAGAUCCAGGGGCCCCGGUCCCCUCAGUGACAGCAUGGUAGAGUAUCACACAGUGCACCCGAUGAGACCCAGGGGCCCCGGUCCCCUCAGUGACAGCAUGGUAGAGUAUCACACAGAGCACCCGAUGAGACCCAGGGGCCCCGGUCCCCUCAGUGACAGUAUGGUAGAGUAUCACACAGUGCACCCGAUGAGAUCCAGGGGCCCCGGUCCCCUCAGUGACAGCAUGGUAGAGUAUCACACAGUGCACCCGAUGAGAUCCAGGGGCCCCGGUCCCCUCAGUGACAGCAUGGUAGAGUAUCACACAGUGCACCCGAUGAGAUCCAGGGGCCCCGGUCCCCUCAGUGACAGCAUGGUAGAGUAUCACACAGUGCACCCGAUGAGACCCAGGGGCCCCGGUCCCCUCAGUGACAGCAUGGUAGAGUAUCACACAGUGCACCCGAUGAGAUCCAGGGGCCCCGGUCCCCUCAGUGACAGCAUGGUAGAGUAUCACACAGUGCACCCGAUGAGAUCCAGGGGCCCCGGUCCCCUCAGUGACAGCAUGGUAGAGUAUCACACAGUGCACCCGAUGAGACCCAGGGGCCCCGGUCCCCUCAGUGACAGCAUGGUAGAGUAUCACACAGAGCACCCGAUGAGAUCCAGGGGCCCCGGUCCCCUCAGUGACAGCAUGGUAGAGUAUCACACAGUGCACCCGAUGAGACCCAGGGGCCCCGGUCCCCUCAGUGACAGCAUGGUAGAGUAUCACACAGUGCACCCGAUGAGAUCCAGGGGCCCCGGUCCCCUCAGUGACAGCAUGGUAGAGUAUCACACAGUGCACCCGAUGAGACCCAGGGGCCCCGGUCCCCUCAGUGACAGCAUGGUAGAGUAUCACACAGUGCACCCGAUGAGAUCGCAUACUUAA